Danaus chrysippus (African queen) is the source of this 219-nucleotide messenger RNA. Lineage: Eukaryota; Metazoa; Arthropoda; Insecta; Lepidoptera; Nymphalidae. The record is from the annotation of a GenBank genome assembly.
AUGUGCCCCUCCCUGACACGAGAACCCCACACCCCUCGCAUCCGCCGAGGUGACUCAGCGGCGCCCUCGCACGACGUCGCCCCGUCUGCCCCCAUACAAAAUUUAUACCGACCCUCUUCCCAAGAAUAUUGGACCCCCGCCCGACGAAUACCACGUCUACCGCUCGGGGAUAAAAUCCAUUUUACCGCGCAGCCCGCCGGUGAGACAAAGGAGCGCUAG